UUUCAUUUCCGUUUGUCUAAAAUUCUAAAACUUUAAAUUUUUAAUCUACUAUUUUAAAAAAAUUAAGUAUUUUCAUUGCCGUGCGACAUAGUUCGCUAACUUUUUCACACCCCCAGUUGGCUUUAUAUAAAGCCAGGUUCAGCAGAUGUUUGGUUUGUGGGCAUCAACUUAAAGAGGCAAUUGAAGAAAAUUUCAGUUACUAUCAAAAUAAAAGAUUGAAGAACACUGCAUAAUCAAGAGAAAGAGUAAAAGAAGAAGGCAACCGGUGUUAAAAAAAGUUAAACCAGAAUUGGGUUUAUAAGAGAUAAAGAUGUACCAUCAUCAUCAGCAUCAAGGAAAGAGUGUCCACUCCUCUUCAAGAAUGUCAGUUCCUCCUGAGAGACACCUGUUUCUGCAAGGUGGUAAUGGCAAUGGCGAUUCUGGACUUGUCCUCUCAACAGACGCAAAACCUAGAUUAAAAUGGACUUCAGAUCUUCAUGACCGAUUCAUAGAAGCAGUCAAUCAGCUUGGAGGAGCAGACAAAGCUACUCCAAAAACAGUUAUGAAACUUAUGGGCAUUCCAGGGCUUACCUUAUAUCAUCUAAAGAGUCAUCUUCAGAAAUACAGGCUCAGCAAGAACUUACAUGGGCAAACUAACAGUGGGAGCAACAAAAUUGGUGCUACCGCGAUGGUGGAAGAAAGAAUACCUGAACCGAAUAUUACUCAUGUUAGCAAUUUAAGCAUGGGAACUCAAACCAACAAAGGCAUACACAUUGGUGAAGCACUGCAGAUGCAAAUUGAAGUGCAAAGAAGAUUACAUGAGCAGCUUGAGGUGCAGCGACAUUUACAACUCCGUAUAGAAGCUCAAGGGAAAUACCUACAAUCAGUGCUCGAGAAAGCCCAAGAGACACUUGGAAGACAGAAUUUGGGUAGUGUAGGACUUGAAGCCGCCAAAGUUCAACUCUCUGAAUUAGUAUCCAAAGUGUCCACUCAAUGUCUGAAUUCUGCAUUUUCAGAGCUGAAAGAAUUGCAGGGUCUCUGCCCCCAGCAAACACAAGCAACGCCACUCACAGAUUGUUCAAUCGACAGCUGCUUGACCUCCUGCGAAAAGGAACAAGAAAUACACAAUACUGGGAUGUGUUUACGACCCUAUAAUGGCAAUGUUCUUCUGGAAUCAAAACACAAUAUUCCAGAAGAGCACGCGUUUCAUCAAACUGAACUCAAGUGGGUUGAAGACCUAGAAGAUAACAAAAUAUUUCAUUCAGAACGAAGCUGCAACGAUUUAACCAUGAGAGUUGGACUCCAAGGAGAAAACAGGAACACGAGUAGUAGCUUCUCCGAGGGAAGAAGAUACAAGGAAACAAACAAUGGUGAAAAUUUUCCUGAUCAGACUAACAAGACAGUGGAUUCAGCUAAACUAGAGAAUGAAAAUAUCUCAAAUGGAUAUAGAUUGCCUUACUUUUCAACUAAACUGGAUCUAAACUCCCAUGAUGACAUUGACGCUGCUUCAAAUUGCAAACAGCUCGACUUGAAUGGUUUCAGUUGGAACUGAAAUCAUCGGACUAAUACGGAAAUGAGAAAAGUUGAGAUAACAAGACAUGUAAUUCUGAAUUUACAUUAGAGCAGGAGGAAGGCUAACAUGAGUUGCAGCCUGCAGCUGAUCUCUUGUCCCGGCCAAGCAGCUAGGAACAAUCAAUCCGAUCCGAUGAGAAUAAAAUAAGUUAGACAAACACAUGUACUUUUUAUCUGUUAAUAUAUCUCAUUAAGAGUUCAUGAUUAUCGUUCCAGAGAGAAAAAAUAAAUUGCAGUUAACUGCUGCUGAAAGGCUUAAUCAUUCAA
Molecule: messenger RNA, 1818 nt
Organism: Mercurialis annua (annual mercury)
Lineage: Eukaryota; Viridiplantae; Streptophyta; Magnoliopsida; Malpighiales; Euphorbiaceae
Product: myb-related protein 2-like
Exons: 6
Coding region: 311-1531 (406 amino acids)
Molecular function (GO): DNA binding; DNA-binding transcription factor activity
Source: RefSeq, a predicted model, not a curated record